CAACCUAAUAAAUUAUACAAAUUAGAAGCAAAACUUGUUUGUACUGCUUGUUACAAGACCUACUAUGAAGUUCUUGAUCCAGAAGACCCCAGAAGCCAGAAAUAUUACAAUACAGGACUUGGUAGAGGAACCCUUGUCUAA
Racocetra persica is the source of this 141-nucleotide messenger RNA. Lineage: Eukaryota; Fungi; Glomeromycota; Glomeromycetes; Diversisporales; Gigasporaceae. The record is from the annotation of a GenBank genome assembly.